AUGGCUGUUGUAUCCCGCAUCCAGACGCCUCGCCUCCACCCGUUGGGAUUGCCGGAAUCCCCUGUCCUCGAGGGCCCCGGUAAUCCCAUCGCCGAGCUCACUCGUCCUGAGCAGCCCUUCGGGAUGUUCGUCGGGAAUAUUCUCACCUGGCGUCCCACUUUCAACAUUUUCCUUGUCCGUCCCGAUCCUCCCCACUACGUCGUCCUGCAAGAGGAUAUUUCGCGCAUGCUGUGGACGGCUCUCCAAAUUAUCCACACCCAGCUCAGCGUUAACGACGCCAUUGCCGACGCUGCUCAAGCCGUCGGUAUUCGUCCGCCGCCCGCUCGGUUGCGUAACCCGCUGCACGAGGCAUUCAACCCUUUGAAUUGCUGCUUCCCAACGGUCGACGACGCUAUGGCCGUGUUCCAGGGAUUGCAAGCAGCUGGUAGCCAGGCUAUCCGCUGGGCUGGAGAGUUCGUUCGAGGAGUUUACCGAAUCCGCACGGGGCUUACUGGUACGCCCAGAAUCGAUCGCCCACUCCUGAAAUACCUGCGUAGCAUCGGGUGGCCAGGACAUUACGAUCCUAGUGGUUCGCGUCUUCAGCUCGACUCCCAUACCGGUCGAGUUAUCCUUCACCCCAGUCGAUUCAAUACCGAGCGCUCGGUAAUCCUGAGCCCCAGGAAUGCCGAAGCCCCUACAAACACGGCGAUCAUGCCUCCGGGCCACGGUCGACUUCGUGAAGGAUGUACCUCCUGCCGCGGAAACCCUCAUAAGGACACUAGCUGCGCGCCGUUUAGUCCUAUAGAGGAGGAUACCGAGAGCGGUAACAGUACUUCGCCAAACGGCCCUACGGUUAUUCUGUCGCCGGACUCGGAGUACCAUCCAGACAGCCCUCGCCGUUUUACGUGGUCGCAGCUCGAACAGGACAUCUUUGGUAGUGACAACGAUACCGACGUCGGUAAUCGCAUUACCGAGGACGAAGCUGGGAUAGCCGACGAAGACGAUCUUGUCCUCGUAGAGAAGGGGGGAGUACAAGGGGGGAUUCACGACACUAAAUAA
Messenger RNA from Rhodofomes roseus, 1038 nucleotides. RefSeq lists its product as uncharacterized. Lineage: Eukaryota; Fungi; Basidiomycota; Agaricomycetes; Polyporales; Fomitopsidaceae. The coding region runs from base 1 to 1038 and encodes 345 amino acids. The transcript has a single exon. The record is from RefSeq and is a predicted model, not a curated record.